This is a messenger RNA of Blepharisma stoltei, 939 nucleotides long. Lineage: Eukaryota; Ciliophora; Heterotrichea; Heterotrichida; Blepharismidae. The record is from the annotation of a GenBank genome assembly.
AUGCUUUCUAGAGAGACGGAAAUGCUCUUUAGCAGGCUAGAUUGCUAUGACGUUCUCAAGACUUUAGGCAAAGGAGCUACAUCUAAAGUGAAGCUACUUCAAGAGCCAACCUCAAGAAUCCUAUAUGCGGCCAAGAUUUUCAAAUAUUCCCAAGAUGAUAUUGGCCUAAGAGACCAAGUUUACACAGAAAUAGAAUGUUUAAAUAGAAUUUCUCAUAAGCGCGUUAUAAAGUACUUUAACUAUUGUGAAGGAGGAGUUUACCGGAAAAAAAAUCAAACUAGUUAUCGCUGCCUUUAUAUCUUGAUGGAAUACUGUAUAAAUGGUGAAUUUUACGACCUUAUAAAUGACUACGGAAGCCUAGACACUUAUUUGUGUCGAUUUUAUUUUAGACAAUUAAUAGAAGCAUUAGAAGCUUGCCAUAGGGUAGGUGUAUAUCACGGCGACAUAAAGCUUGAAAAUUUGCUACUAGACAGCGAAUUUAACCUCAAAUUAAUUGAUUUUGGUUCGUCGAACUAUAAAAAUCUCAAAGACCUUUUUUCGAUUCGAGGAACAGAAAACUACAUGCCACCAGAAAUAAGACAAAAUUCUCGAUACGACCCUGAAAAAGUUGAUGUCUUCGAAGCAGGAGUUUUAUUGUUUAUUAUGUUCGUAGGAGUUCCACCUUUCAAUUUUGCUGAUAUUUCUGAUAACUUUUACCGAUGCUUGAUAGGAGAAGAGACCUCAAAAAUAUUCUGGAGAUACCAUCAGAAAAAAAGAGAAAAUAAAAUUUUCACCACAGAGUUCACAAAUUUGAUCGAAAGAAUGCUUGCGUUUAACCCUGGAGAUAGGCCAAGUAUAACUGAUAUCAAAGAAGAUGUCUGGUUUAAUGCAGAAGUCCCUAACAAAGAAGAAAUUGUGAGGAUGAUUGCAUACCUAAAGACUAAUAACUCAGAAUCAUAA